Messenger RNA from Danaus plexippus (monarch butterfly), 1697 nucleotides. RefSeq lists its product as uncharacterized. Gene Ontology annotation, cellular component: mitochondrial inner membrane; nucleus. Gene Ontology annotation, molecular function: single-stranded DNA endonuclease activity; metal ion binding; nucleic acid binding. Lineage: Eukaryota; Metazoa; Arthropoda; Insecta; Lepidoptera; Nymphalidae. Bases 156 to 1358 code for a protein of 400 amino acids. The transcript has 8 exons. Gene Ontology annotation, biological process: apoptotic DNA fragmentation. The record is from RefSeq and is a predicted model, not a curated record.
CAACUCGCAUAAAGCAGCGUGCACACGAUAGUUUUAGUAAUUUCAAUUAUGUUGUCGUUCGUCCGAGUCAUGUUCUGAGACCGCUAGUAGGUCCAGCGUCGUUAUAAAACUGUGGGCGAAUAUUCGCAUGACGUUGUUCCUUUGUUGUUACCACAAUGACACUACCCAGAGCCUGUGUAUUGUUGUUGGUCUGUUUAAAUGUUCUCAACGAAGCCGUUGGAGGCUGCAUUCUAUCAUUAAAAAGGGAUUUUCCGAAGACCUCAGUGGUAUAUUUACGUCAUGGCCGUCUCCUGUCACCGGACGCUGUCACCGGUGACGUUCAGCUGAGACGUUCGGAAACACUUCAAGUAGCAUGUCCGGGAGAACAAAAAUACAUUGUACUUAGCAAUAAGACCACCAAUCACAGCUUACUUGACGUGAAAUGCGUUUCAGACAGCUUGUUCCGCGCGAGUAGACUGUCUUGGAUAGGCAACUUCAGCGAGAUCAGAUGUAACGCGCCGCCCUGGACCAGCGCUGACGAGGUCGGGGGAUGCGGAGCAGGAGCCAAGAAUUAUAGGAUCGGGUAUAAGGUGUCAGGUCAUCUCCACGGCCUGUACGAGGCGUGUUUCAACAAAGAUCUCCUCAGCACUCUCUAUGUGAAACAGGAGCUGGGUCCAGAGAGCGUCUACAUUCAGUCGGGGGGUAGACCCAACUUUGUGGAACAAGAUUUCUUCGGAAAAGUGAAGAUGUCAAAACUCUACCACCUCACCAACCAGAAGGCGAGAUUCAAGCAGGUCCUUGGCGAGGGGAAGGAGGAGGAAUAUCUGACUAAGAAACAGUAUCUCACCCGCGGACAUCUCUCCCCCCGGGCCGACCACUCCCUGCUCUGUUCUCAGCGCGCCUCUUUCCUGUACCUGAACACGGCUCCUCAAUGGAGACGGGGCAACGCCGGUGAUUGGGCCGCCUUGGAAGAGGCUCUGCGCCGCAGAGUCCACAGCUACGGCCGUCCGGUGACGGUGUACACUGGCACCUUCGGAGUAUCGACCCUGGGGGACACCUCCUCGAGACAGCAGCAGCUCUAUCUAAGCGUGGAUCAGAACAAUAACGGGAUCCUGCCCGUCCCGCUGUAUUAUUAUAAGGUUGUGUUCGACGCCGCCAACAACACGGCCGCGGCGUUCGUGUCGAUCAACUCGUCUUACUACAACCAAACCAUGAUCGAGAAGCUGACCUUCUGCGAGGACAUCUGCGGCAGCAGGAACUACUCCUGGCUGAGGUGGAGGUCCAGCGACGGCACGCACAGCUUCUGCUGCGAGUACCAUGACUUCGUCAAAACGGUUCAUGACCUACCCGGAUUGAAGGUCGAAGGCUUAUUUUAUUGAACUCGCGACUCGCGAAAUAUGAGAUUUAUUUCUGAUAGUUUUGAUAAUUUUUUUAUAAUAUUAUUUUGGUGAAAUCGUUGCAUUCCGCUGUCUGGUGAUUCAUGCUGAAAUUACUCACCAGAUUGUCAUAAAACUUUUACAGUAAUGUAGGUCGUGUAUUAGAUAAAAUAUAGAAGUAAGCCUAUAAUGUAUUCAGAGACAGCCCAUGAAAUGUCAAACAAAAAUUGUAUGAAAGAUUUAAUUAAUUUAAUAUUAUUUAUUUAAAAAAAUAUAUCUUUUUUAUUAUUUCUUCCAAAUAACGUAUAACAUAUUUGUGUGUGUGUGUGUGUGUAAAAUAUU